This is a messenger RNA of Microsporum canis CBS 113480, 696 nucleotides long. RefSeq lists its product as hypothetical. The transcript has a single exon. The record is from RefSeq and is a predicted model, not a curated record. Bases 1 to 696 code for a protein of 231 amino acids. NCBI's taxonomy places the organism in Eukaryota, Fungi, Ascomycota, Eurotiomycetes, Onygenales, Arthrodermataceae.
AUGGGUUGGCUAUGGAAUAGCAGUCCGGCCCCGGCCGAGCAGGCGCAGAAAAAGGAGCCAUCAGCCCCGGCGGCAAGCAAUUCAAACCCAUUCCCACCAAAUACUACAGAAAACCCUACAGCUCAGAGAUCUCAGAAACCUUUAGGCCGCGAUGAGCUUGCAGAAGCUGAGCUGAACGAGCUGUUAAAGUCGCUGGAUAACUCUUCCUCGUCUACUGAACAAAAUGCGCCAUCCACCUCUAAAUCCCGAACCUCCAAGCAAUUGCUCUCACAAUCUAUGGACUUUGAAUCUCCAUCUACACAAUUCCAGGCGGAACCCCUCUACCCGAAAACCAUGUCUUGCCGCACCGCUUUUGAUUACGCGUAUUUCUGCCAGUCCUUUGGAGGCCAAUGGGUGAACGUCUAUCGAUACGGUGAACUCCGGUCCUGCAGUGAGCAUUGGUCCGACUUUUGGUUCUGUAUGCGCUCGAAGUCACUCCCCGACGAGGAAAGAGAGAAAGCCAUUUCUGAUAGAUAUAGGAGGAAAGCUAUCAAGUACAAGACUGGCCCCAGUAGUGAAGACGUCUGGGAACUUAGAAAGGAGCCAGUUAUAGGAGCAUUCCAAGGGGACUAUCUCGCUUUUGAGCGGGAGAUGGAACAGUUAAAAAAGCAAGAAAACGGCACAGAAGUGAAUAGAGAAAAUGCAAUGAAAGCUUGA